Schistocerca serialis cubense is the source of this 2098-nucleotide messenger RNA. RefSeq names its product telomeric repeat-binding factor 2-interacting protein 1-like. Lineage: Eukaryota; Metazoa; Arthropoda; Insecta; Orthoptera; Acrididae. Gene Ontology annotation, biological process: regulation of DNA-templated transcription; telomere maintenance via telomere lengthening. Bases 56 to 1735 code for a protein of 559 amino acids. Gene Ontology annotation, molecular function: telomeric repeat DNA binding. Gene Ontology annotation, cellular component: shelterin complex. The record is from RefSeq and is a predicted model, not a curated record. The transcript is spliced from 17 exons.
AUGUUUUGAGCGCGGGAGAAUGAGGUGCAGUGUAUGGAUAAGGGGAUGAUAAUGCAUGACAGCUGACACUGUAUCAACGUUUUGUAAUAGUGACACCGAAAUGUUUGAAAUUACGUGCAGUACUACUCUCUUUACUGUUGGGACCUUUCCCAUGGUUUUCGUCUUGGAGGAAAAUGAUGAAAACAAAAUUAUCGCCCAAAUGAUCCAGCAUGGUGGUGGCUGCGUAGCUUCUUUAAGAGGACCAUAUGGCAUUUGCCUAUCAUCUCCUGAAAAUUUGCUGUUGUUACAAAAUGAAGCAGUUUUCUCCACUGAAUUCAUCAAGGACUGCUGUAUAGCCAAUAGGAUUUUGGAUAUAAAUCAGUACAGGUUAGGUGGUCCUUCCAGUUAUCCUGAUAACUUCAAUGCUAUGAAGGUGCUCCUGAGGCAGUCUCACUGGCCAACACCUGCAGAAAGGGAUGAAAAUGACUCAGCUAAUACUGAUAAGCACUCAGAUUCUGAUACUACUGUGGAGUCUCAGAAUUCUAGAAGAAACAUGAGUUCACAUAGAAGCAGAACAUUCUCUGGAAAUGAAGAGAAAGAAAUUCUUCGUUGCAUUGUAGAGAACAAGGAGAUUGGUCUCAUUUUGGGAAAUACUCUUUGGAAGAAAAUUGCACAAAAAAAGCUGCAGGAUCGAACAUGGCAGUCACUAAAGAAGCAUUUUCUGAAACACAUGUUGCCCAAUAUUACAAAGUAUACAUUUUUGUCUGUAACGGACAGACUUGAGUUCCAGAAACACGGGAAGGUGCCUGCAGACAGUCAUGAUGUAACAAAUUCAGAAAGUAAACUACAAUCUGGUUCAUCAGUUCCAAGAACAAUCAGCCUGCAUAAACCAGCAGAAAGUGGUGGUACUGAAAGUUCUUCAAGGGCUAUCAGCCAGAAACAUGUGGAGGAACUUAGAUCAAGUAGAUUGCUCAGCCCCUGUGGAUCUUCUGUAAGUACUGGUGCCAGCAGUCUUGAAAGGGGCUGUGGUCAGAGGCUCCCAGAGAAGCGUAAACCAUUCAGAUUCAUCAGAUUCCGUGAAUCUUCUGAAAGUGACAGUGAUAGUUGUCCAGGAAAUACAGACGAUCAGAGACUUCAAGAUAUAUGUCGGGUAAAUAGAUCUACCAGCUCACAGGUAUGUCAUGAGAACGAAGGUGGCAGAUGUCCCGGGAAACAGGAUGACCUGCAGCACCUAGAGAAAAACAAAGAACAUACCAUACAAAGGCGGCAGUUGGUCAUUAACAGUUGUGAUGAGAUGAAUUCAGGUACUGAGGAGCAUCAUAGAGCUCCAGUUGUACAAAGAGCAAAUAGAGAUCGGAGAAAAUCUCAAGAUAGUUCUUCAUCUGAUGACUGGUUUGCAGCAACGACUCAAGAACGACAGAACGUGAAUGUCAAAGCCAUCAGUCAGAAGUCUCAGAAGUUGAGGAAAAGACAUAGGGAAGAAUUUACAAUGGAAGAAGAAUAUGCCAUAGUCACAUACCUCCAGAAGCAUAACAGGUUUAGUAAUACUGGAGGCAACGUUGUAUGGAAGAAUAUGGCAGCAACAGAGCCAAUGGGAAAUCGUCAUACAUGGCAUUCGCUGAGGGAACGGUACCUGAAGAAGAUUGUGCCAAAUAUUAAUAAAUACAAUUUGCCAGAAGAAAUAGUGAGACGUAUUAAGUCAAAAGGAUCACAACCAGUAGCAAAAAAAGUGGGCAAACACAGUCUGUUUGCGUGAUCUACACUUACUGCGUACAGCAUAACGACUUUCAUUUCCCAUGUAAGAGAAUAGGCAGAAUUUGCCAGAGGAACCAAAAUCAUGCAGAGGUCAGGAUAAAAACAGUUAUAUCCAGCUCAUGUGAAAGUGCGUUGUUAAUAAUUGUAAAAUUCCACUUGUGUGUUAUUAUAAAGUUUUCAGAUAUAUGUGGUACAUUAGGAAGAUUUGCUGAUUUUUGUCUCCUUGCAAUUUUAACAUUGUUUUGAGUGCAUUUAUGCUUCUUUAAAUUUAUUUAAGCUGUAUUUAUUUAUUAUUUAAUUUUUUAAAAAUAUGUUAUUUAAAAUUGGUUCUUUUGUAUUUAUGCCUUUGUAAAUUUCCUUUCAA